AUGGCGGCCAAAAUGCGUCAUCUCCUCGUCACCAUUCCCUUGCUGCUCCUCCUCGUAUCGGUUGCCCUUGCCGCCAACAAUUCGUCCACCACAAAGCCUGUUGCCAGACGCGGCAGCAAUCGUACGGCAGUUGCGCGCCGCUCCCCACCGGUGCCGUCCGCGGGAAGCACGGCGGGGCGAUCGAAGCAACGGGGAAGCACGGCGCGCACGCCCGCUCCUCCCACGAGGAAGCGCACGAGCCCGUCGACAGGCAGUCCGACGCGGAGCCCCGUCUCGGCCAAGGGAGGGCGCAAGGUGCGCGUUCCGCGGGCCGGUACGACAGCACCGAGCAGCAGCCUGAGCUUGAUCAAGCUGCCCAAUAACCGCUACAACGCCAAGUGCCUAGAUGGCAGUCCGCCCACAUAUUACCUGCGCUCGGGGCACGGCUCGGGCGCCAGCUCGUGGGUGAUCUACCUGCAGGGCGGCGGCUGGUGCACGUCCGUCACCGCCUGCGCGGCGCGCGCAAAGACGGUGCUCGGCAGCUCCAACUUUUACCCGCAGCCGUCCGAUCCCAACUUCGACAAGACCAUGCGCGACUACGGCAACGCGUUCACGGGCAUUCUGAGCAACAGCUCCGCGGAGAACCCCGACUUCUACAACUGGAACCUCGCCAUGGUCGUCUACUGCGACGGCGGCGGCUUCGCCGGCACGCGCCGUCAGUACAACCUGCCGGCUGGCGGGUCCAUCUACCUGGACGGCGCGCGGGUGUUCAAGUCCGUGCUGGAAGACCUGUACGAGCGCGGGUUGCUGCAGGCGCGCAAGGUGCUGUUCACGGGGUGCUCGGCGGGCGCGCAGGCGGUGUCGUCGAUGUGCGACCGCGUGGCGACGUACUUGCCGCCGGGGUCGGUCAAGUGCAUGAUGGACGCCGGCUUCUUCCUCGACGGAUGGGACGUGACGGGGCGCAUGUACUUCCGCGACCUGUCCAUGCGCUUCACGGAGCUGCACCGCCCCGCCGUCGAGCAGGGCUGCGGCGAUGCGUACACGGGGUCGACGGAGUACUGGCGGUGCUUCUUCCCGCAGUACAACGUGGAGUUCAUCGACACGCCGCUCUACAUCGUCAACUCCAUCAACGACUACGCCGCCAUCGAGAUCCUCAACUACGCGCAGAACACCUCCAAUAAUGUCCUCAAGUGCCUCGCUGAGCUCGCUCCCAACGACGGCAGCGGUGGCUACGUGCCGCGCGCCACUCGCAACCUGCUGGCCAGCGCAGCGGCGGGAGCAAGGGGGGGUCGCACUAGCAGGAGCAGUGUCGGCAGUAGGCCGGCGGCAAGCAACUCGUCGUGCACGGUACAGGCCCAGGCGGCGCUGAAGAGUUACUCCACACGCAUGCUCAAGCGCAUUCAGAGCCUCGUGAGGCGACGACCGCAACUGGGCAGCUACUUGCUAGGGGCAAGUGCCCACUGCACCACCAUCUACCCCACGUGGAGCAGCAUUAGCCGCAAGGGGGUGUUCCUUAGACAGGCCAUCUCUGACUGGUACUUCAAAGGCGUAUACGGAGUCACUGCCAAGAUGGUGAAGUUUACGUUCGAGGAUUUGCGCGCGAUCAUGGACAAGAAGAACAACAUCCGUAACAUGUCCGUGAUUGCGCACGUGGACCACGGCAAGUCGACUCUCACCGACUCGCUCGUGGCUGCUGCUGGUAUCAUCGCGCAAGAGACUGCCGGUGACGUCCGUCUAACAGACACCCGCGCCGAUGAGGCGGAGCGCGGUAUCACCAUCAAGUCCACUGGCAUUUCGCUUUACUACCAGAUGACCGACGAGGAGCUCGAUGGUCUGGAAGGUCCCAGGGACGGCAACGAGUACCUGAUCAACCUGAUUGAUUCGCCCGGUCACGUUGACUUCUCGUCUGAGGUCACUGCUGCCCUUCGUAUCACCGAUGGUGCGCUCGUCGUCGUGGAUUGCAUCGAGGGUGUGUGCGUGCAAACCGAGACCGUUCUGCGCCAGGCCCUUGGUGAGCGUAUCCGGCCAGUCCUUACCGUGAACAAGAUGGAUCGCUGCUUCCUGGAGCUGCAGCUCGACGGCGAGGAGGCUUACCAGACGUUCCGUCGUGUGAUUGAGAACAGCAACGUCAUCAUGGCCACCUACGAGGACAAGCUGCUGGGCGACGUCAUGGUGGCGCCCGAGAAGGGUACCGUGGCGUUCUCCGCCGGUCUGCACGGGUGGGCGUUCACGCUGACCAACUUCGCGAAGAUGUACGCUGACAAGUUCAAGGUGGACCGCAAGAAGAUGAUGGAGCGCCUGUGGGGUGAGAACUUCUUCGAUACCGCCACCAAGAAGUGGACCACCAAGAACACCGGCUCGCCCACUUGCCAGCGCGGUUUCGUCCAGUUCUGCUACAACCCUAUUAAGCAGGUUAUCUCGGCGGCGAUGAACGACGAGAAGACGAAGCUGUUUCCCAUGCUGGAGAAGCUCCACGCCGUGCUGCCCAGCGACGCCAAGGAGCUGUCCGGCAAGCCGCUCAUGAAGCGUACCAUGCAGGCGUGGCUGCCCGCCCAGGCGGCGCUGCUGGAGAUGAUGAUCUUCCACCUGCCGUCGCCCGCCAAGGCGCAGAAGUACCGUGUGGAGAACCUGUACGAGGGUCCCCUGGACGAUCAGUACGCGAAUGCCAUCCGCAACUGCGACCCUGAGGGCCCGCUCAUGCUUUACGUGUCUAAGAUGAUUCCCGCCUCUGACAAGGGUCGCUUUUUCGCCUUCGGGCGUGUGUUCGCCGGUAAGGUGGCGACGGGCAUGAAGGUGCGCAUCAUGGGCCCCAACUACGUGCCCGGCAGCAAGAAGGACCUGUACGUCAAGUCCGUGCAGCGUACCGUCGUGUGGAUGGGUCGCAAGCAGGAGUCUGUGGAGGAUGUGCCUUGCGGUAACACGGUGGCCAUGGUGGGGCUGGACCAGUUCAUCACCAAGAACGCCACGCUCACUGGCGAGAAGGAGGUGGACGCGCACCCCAUCAAGGCCAUGAAGUUCUCGGUGUCACCCGUCGUGCGUGUGGCCGUGCAGUGCAAGGUGGCGUCCGACCUGCCCAAGCUGGUGGAGGGGCUGAAACGCCUGAGCAAGAGUGAUCCCAUGGUGGUGUGCACCAUUGAAGAGAGCGGCGAGCACAUUGUCGCCGGCGCUGGCGAGCUUCAUCUCGAGAUUUGCCUCAAGGAUCUUCAGGACGACUUCAUGGGAGGAGCUGAAAUCAUUAUCUCGGACCCCGUGGUGUCUUUCCGUGAGACUGUGCUGGACCACAGUGAGCGCACCGUCAUGGCCAAGUCGCCCAACAAGCACAACAGGCUCUACUUCCAGGCCAGGCCUCUGGAGGACGGGCUCGCUGAGGCCAUCGACGAGGGCCGCGUUGGCCCCCGCGAUGACCCCAAGGGCCGUGUUGAGAUCCUCACGAAGGAGUUUGGCUGGGACAAGGAAAUUGCGCGCAAGAUUUGGUGCUUCGGGCCCGACACUAUGGGACCUAACAUCAUUGUUGACAUGUGUAAGGGAGUGCAGUACCUGUCUGAAAUCAGGGAGCAUGUGGUGGCUGGUUUCCAGUGGGCCAGCAAGGAGGGUGCUCUGGCGGAGGAGAACAUGCGUGGCAUUGCCUUUGAGCUGUAUGAUGUGGUGCUGCACACUGACGCCAUCCAUCGUGGUGGUGGCCAGCUCAUUCCCACGGCUCGCCGUGUGUUCUAUGCUGCCCAGCUCACUGCAAAGCCGCGUCUGCUGGAGCCCGUGUACCUGGUGGAGAUCCAGGCGCCGGAGGGUGCUCUGGGUGGUAUCUACUCCACACUGAAUCAGAAGCGUGGCCAGGUGUUCGAGGAGAUGCAGAGGCCGGGUACCCCCCUGUACAACAUCAAGGCGCAUCUGCCUGUCAUCGAGAGCUUUGGCUUCUCUGCUCAGCUGCGUGCUGCCACGUCUGGGCAAGCGUUCCCCCAGUGCGUGUUUGACCACUGGGAAAUGCUCAUGUCGGAUCCCCUGGAGCAAGGCACCCAGGCCUUCAAGAUUGUGGAGGACAUCCGCAAGCGUAAGGGUAUCAAGCUUCAGCCUCCUCCCCUCUCCGAGUGGGAGGACAAGCUGUAA
Closterium sp. NIES-65 is the source of this 4080-nucleotide messenger RNA. NCBI's taxonomy places the organism in Eukaryota, Viridiplantae, Streptophyta, Zygnematophyceae, Desmidiales, Closteriaceae. The record is from the annotation of a GenBank genome assembly.